Molecule: messenger RNA, 555 nt
Organism: Daldinia childiae
Lineage: Eukaryota; Fungi; Ascomycota; Sordariomycetes; Xylariales; Hypoxylaceae
Exons: 1
Coding region: 1-555 (184 amino acids)
Source: RefSeq, a predicted model, not a curated record
AUGGUUCCUCCCCUUGAGGAGCCUCCGAUUGCUCAACACAUCAAUUUUACUCGGCCAUAUCCAUCCUCUCCCCCAUCGUGUGAUGAGAGCUAUGGUAGAGCAUCAGCGGAGAGCCCCCGGCCUGGAAGUGGUAAUUCGAUGCUUCAUGCCCAGAUUCGCCACCUACAGAAGCAUCUAGAACACCGAGCGGAAGAAAACACUCAGCUACGGCGGCAGUUAGAAGCCCGAGAGAACAUGGAUAUCGGUAAGCUGUGCGAGCAGCUUAGGGCGGCAAGACGCGAGUCCAAAAUGUGGAGAGAAAGAGCAGAAGCAGCGGAGAAGCGAGUCGCUGUCUUUAAGCAAUUUACAGCGCGUGUUCGAGGGCUUCGCGAGACUGUUAGUAUCGAAGACACUGAGGGUGAUAUACUCGGUGGAGGACAAGUUGAUGGGCCAAGUCAACGCGGUGAUGAACGGAAAGAAUGGUGCAACCCAUGCUACUUGGAAGUGACUGAAGAGCGGGAGGGGAUUGAAGAACGAAUACGCCAAUAUGAAGAAGCAAGCUGGCCCGGAAAUUAA